GUCUUAACAUCAGUGGUUACCUUCAUGUUUGGACCCAUCAGUCUGGCUUUCUGUGGUCAUCUUGGAAAAACGAAUUUGGCUGCCGUUGGCCUAGCCAUCUCGGUGUUUAAUGUCACUGGAUUGGCAAUAAUAACAGGACUCUUGACAGCUUGCGACACCCUUUUCUCCCAGACUUUUGGUGGAGAGGACAAGUUCAAAAUGGGAGUUCAGUUACAGAGGGGUAUGUUAUUUUAA
This is a messenger RNA of Dibothriocephalus latus, 234 nucleotides long. The record is from the annotation of a GenBank genome assembly. NCBI's taxonomy places the organism in Eukaryota, Metazoa, Platyhelminthes, Cestoda, Diphyllobothriidea, Diphyllobothriidae.